Oncorhynchus tshawytscha (Chinook salmon) is the source of this 2142-nucleotide messenger RNA. RefSeq lists its product as uncharacterized. The transcript has 2 exons. The record is from RefSeq and is a predicted model, not a curated record. The coding region runs from base 1209 to 1907 and encodes 232 amino acids. NCBI's taxonomy places the organism in Eukaryota, Metazoa, Chordata, Actinopteri, Salmoniformes, Salmonidae. Gene Ontology annotation, biological process: fertilization. Gene Ontology annotation, cellular component: nuclear membrane.
GUUAUAUUUAUUUAUGCAAGCCUUCCACAGUAACCCACAUGCCAUGCAUAUGUCUAUUGGUCUUGUACAUCACACUUCCUACAGUACAGCUCCUUUGAGAAGCUAAGGCUCUUUAGUUGUCAGGGGAGGGAGAAAGCAUAGGAGGCUUGAGUGUGUGACAUCGCCUACACAGAGUCUAUUUCUCGUCUCAGUGCAAGUCAGUGGUUUACAUAAAUCCCAAUACACAUUGACCACAGUGAGCGGCUGCUAUAGCUGAAUGCAUUAGGUGAAACACCUUCAUUUUAGGAGGCUUGCCAGACGAUGCAUUGAUUAUGUAAGGCCUGCUGAGGUGAUGCUCAGGAGACUUGAAGCUCCUAAUCUUGUUUAGAUUAUGUUUUGGUAAAUGUAAAGGAAAAGUGUUUUUAUUUUUGUACCUUUUAUUUAACUAGGCAAGUCAGUUAAGAACAAAUUGGGGGUUCAGGGGCAGAACGACAGAUUUGUACCUUGUCAACUCGCCCUAGGUUGACUUAGAUCUAAUUAACACCUGUAUUUGGAACCAGGAAAGUGAACACAUACUUGAUUGAUCAAAGAUGAUCACGUACAUAAGUGCAUUCAUAGGACAAAUGCUUGAGCCGACUGACAUUUUUAGAUAUUUUGCAUCUCUUCUCUGAAUGGAACCCUCUGAUCUCAUAGAAUUCUGGUUUCCCGGGGAACAAGGAAACAAAGUAUUUGAAGCAUGCAACAUUUUAGUACUUCAAGAGCUCAUAACAGAACUGUAGACAGGGGAAAUUCAAUGGACUUUGUUGUGAAGAAGAUUGAAGGUACAUUUACAGCUAAGUAAUCAAUCUGAUAGUUGAGUAGGAACAUUUAUUUGUACAGUGAACAAUCUGAGCUUAUGUUGGCUUGUCAUUUAUUUGGUCCUGAAUACACAUGAACCAUGCUCUCAAUUGCAGCAAUACUCUCCCAUCUCUCAAUAAAACAUGUAUUAUUAUUUUCUUCUCUGUUCUGAUGUAGCCUUGCUUAUUUAAAUGUGUUACACUUCAAAUGAUAUUUUUUGCUUUUUAUUAUGGCCACUGAGUGUUUCAGUAAUAUGUCUUUACAUCCUUCUCUGACUAGAGUUGGAUAUAUCCAGGUAUCACACGAAGGGCCACUGUAGGAAGCUUGGCUCGCCAAAGAAUGAUACCACAGAUGAUCUUCCUGAUAACACUAGGACUGCAGAGAGAGCCUCAAUGAGAUGGCCACCCUCCCUCACGGUUUUGAGGACAGCAGAGCCACACGUACGACAGACGCAGUCCAUCCCCACUCACCCUCCCUGCACCCCCCUGAAGCACACCCCACCCGGUCCUUAUGGACAUGGAUAUCCACCACAUCCACCUCAGCCUUCAGCCAAGGAGCGGUCCAAGUCGGUGGAGCCCAGAUACGAGCCCCGCCACCUGGACUUUAACUUCCUGCGCAGAGCCUCUGCCAUAGAGCAGGUAGAGGGGGAGCUCCAGUACCGGUGUGCUGGGUGCCUGUUGCUCUAUCCCAGCUUGGCCGUGCUGCAGAACCACAUCGGCCUCAGCUGGAUGGAGGGCUUCAGCUGCCGCGUCUUCUACAGGAAGCUGAGGGAGAUCUGCAACAGGAACGAAACCAAGAAGCUCCACGAGAGGGUCCAAACAAGUAGUGUCGCUGAGAAGCAGCUGAGGCCACCAACGUGUGGGGCAGCGCUGGGCCUUGCUAGAGGGGGUAGGAGUGGAGGGCAGACAGGGCUGAAGCAGGGAGAUCCUCCUGGAGCUGCUGCAGGAAGGAAGGACCAGGGGGCACCCAGCCACAGGUUGACUCUGGAGUCGGUGGAGACCAUAAGAAGGAACACAGCCGUUCACAAGUGGCUGAAUGAGAUUGAAUGUUACCCCUUCCCUGAUGUCACCCAGUCACCAGAGAGAGCAUAAAAACAUCCCUCUUUUUGAUUCAUCAGUUUCACUGAAUGAGAAAGACUAUUGGCACUGAAUUAAAGACUAUUGGCAUUGAAUUAAAAACUAUUGGCAUUACAUUUCUCAGUGUAAAGGUGUCAUUGCUGUCCUUAGAGGAUUUGCUCUGGGAUGGUGGGACUGGUUUGUGUUAUUCACAGGCAGAUAAGUUGCUGUCUGUGUUCACACACGUGUGAAUUAAAAUACCAUCACUGCU